AUGAAGACGAUUACGACGCUGUUGGCGCUUGGAGGAGGCGCUGCUGCCACCGUCGCCGCUCACGCGCAGGGCGUCGCGCAGGUCCUCCUCCCGGCUCAGUGGAAGCCCAGCGACGAGCUUGGUGUCUCGGUGGUGCACGUCGAGCCAUCUGCGACAACCUUUGCGCUUGGCUGCCCGACCAAGGCGAGCGACUGCUCAGUGCUGAUCCCGACGAUUACGCAGGGCGCCAUGACCUGGGGGUAUGGCGGGGAGUGGCAGAACAUCCAAGGCGUGGACGAGUACACGCUGCGCAACGACUGCGACAUUGCGCGAGGCACCAUGAUCUGCACCACGGCCGUCACGCAGGUCAAGGACGACGUGACAAAAUCGGCGCAGAUCACCGGCACCACGACUUACCUGGGGGAUCUCGUCCACCCGAUCCCGAUCACGGCGGGCAUCAAGAAGUUGGUCAAGCACACGCAGGCGACAACGACGACGACGACGAGCACGCCUGUCGAGACGUCGACCUCGGCCUCGUGGACUUCCAUGCCCGUGGAAACGUCAACCAGCAGCAGCAGUACCACCCUCGCGACGAGCACCGCGACGACACUGACGGGCGGGCUGAUCCCCACGCCGGAUGGCGACGAUGAUAGUGCGACACCAACGGCGACGCCUUCCGUCAUCCCGAUCGACGUGCCUGGCGCUGCUGUGUCUGUGGACCGUAGGUCUGCCAUGAUGGUUGCUGUCGCGGCUGUCGUUGGCGGUGCUCUGUGGCUUUAA
Molecule: messenger RNA, 759 nt
Organism: Emericellopsis atlantica
Lineage: Eukaryota; Fungi; Ascomycota; Sordariomycetes; Hypocreales; Bionectriaceae
Exons: 2
Coding region: 1-759 (252 amino acids)
Source: RefSeq, a predicted model, not a curated record